This is a messenger RNA of Trichechus manatus latirostris (Florida manatee), 783 nucleotides long. It is a transcript of the gene CCN5, whose product is annotated as cellular communication network factor 5. The record is from RefSeq and is a predicted model, not a curated record. Bases 43 to 783 code for a protein of 246 amino acids. Gene Ontology annotation, biological process: signal transduction; cell adhesion. Lineage: Eukaryota; Metazoa; Chordata; Mammalia; Sirenia; Trichechidae. The transcript has 4 exons. Gene Ontology annotation, cellular component: extracellular matrix; extracellular region. Gene Ontology annotation, molecular function: integrin binding; heparin binding.
GCCUCCCAGCCUCAAAGCUGGCUCUGCAGGGGACAUAGUGACAUGAGAGGCACACCACAGACCCAUCUCCUUGCCUUCUUCCUUCUCUUCCUCCUCUCAAAGGUGUGUGCCCAGCUGUGCCCGACACCGUGUGCCUGCCCCUGGCCACCUCCCCGAUGCCCACCAGGGGUGCCCCUGGUGCUGGACGGCUGCGGCUGCUGCCGGGUGUGUGCACGGAGGCUGGGGGAGCCCUGCGACCACCUCCACGUCUGCGACCCCAGCCAGGGCCUGGUCUGCCAGCUCAGGGCGGGCCCUGGCGGCCAGAGGGCUGAGUGCCUCUUCGGAGAGGAUGACGGGAGCUGUGAGGUGAAUGGCCGCCUGUACCAGGAAGGAGAGACCUUCCAGCCCCACUGCAGGAUUCGCUGCCGCUGUGAGGAUGGUGGCUUCACCUGCGUGUCGCUGUGCAGCGAGGACGUCCUGCUGCCCAGCCCGGAAUGCCCCCAACCCAGGAGGGUGGAGGUCCCGGGCAAGUGCUGCCCCGAGUGGGUCUGCACCGAGGCCCUGGGGGUGCAGACCCUCCCAGCCCGAGAACCCCAGUUUUUUGGCCUUGUAGCUCCCCAGCCCAUCCCAUGCCCAGAAUGGAGCACGGCCUGGGGCCCCUGCUCGACCACCUGUGGGCUGGGCGUGGCCACCCGGGUGUCCAACCAGAACCGCUUCUGCCGACUGGAGACCCAGCGCCGCCUGUGCUUUCCCGGGCUCUGCCCGCCCACCAGGGGGCGCAGCCCAUGGAACAGAGCCUUUUAG